UUUGAAGGGAAGUGAACGCGCUGCGCGAAGCUAUUGAUAUCUGGUGAAUUCAAGCGAUUUUUUUUGCUAUCAAAAAAAAAAGUUUAUAUCGAGUUGAUUUCGCAGAGAGAUUAAUAGAAAAUUGCGUGAGUGUCUAUACAUGUCAACCACCACAAAUUGCUUAUAAUCCCACAAAAUAAAGUACAAAGAAAAGAAAAAUCAAUUAAAGUGAAUGUUUAAAUAGCGAUUAGAACAGAUUGAAAUUGUCUCAAGUGUAAAAUUUGCCACUUAAGAGCUGUUCCAUACGCACAUAUGUGUAUACUUAACACGUAAUGGAUAAGAUAUGUGAUAACAACCCAACAAUGAAUGAAAUUAUGGAGCAUAAGGAUGGGACGAGUGAAUGUCAUGAUAAUAAUAAUUCCAAUUUGAAAUUAAUUUGUAUUGAAAACUGUGCUGAGGGUUUGGGUAUAAAACUAAGCAAAAGUUCAUGGGAUCCAUAUCCGUUUAUAAGUUUUGUCGAUGAAACGAGAGAACAGCAGCACGACUUACAAAUUGGUGAUUGUUUAUUGAAGGUUAAUGGACAAGAUGUGCUGGGUUGGCGGAUACAAGAAAUAGCAGAGCAAAUACACAAUAAAACAGAUGAUGACAACAAUGAAGUCAAUUUACUGUUAUGGCGCGCUAGGAACUCGCAACAAGGGUAUCAACCACAAUUAUUUCAUAAUCUCAUAUCGGAUGUUAUUAACAUACUACAGAUGAUGGAAUGUCCUAUUUGCAUGGAGAUACCGCAAUCACCAUCAUAUACAUAUCAAUGUGUAAACGGGCACAUCGUAUGCGAGAAAUGUCGUUGGAAAAUUAUCAAAUGCCCCACAUGUCGUGUACAACUUGGAAGAGGACGAUGUCUUAUUGCUGAUAAAAUCCUCCAUUAUAUGCAAAAUAACAGUAUGAUAAAAAUUGGCGGGAGCAGUUGUGAUAUCGGAAAAAAUAUGUCGAAGAAAAUUGAUGAUCGAUCGAGUCUGAGGGCGUCAGGAAAUGAUAUGGAAGAUGACAAUAAGACGACGACGCAGGAAGGAAAUUUACAUGUUAAAAGAUCAUGUUUACCGUUUAAAUUUAAAUUUAGAUCUGUGACAUUUUGGAGAAAUUCUACGUAAAAAAUUGUUUUUCACUUUGUUUGAAGACUU
This is a messenger RNA of Chironomus riparius, 1157 nucleotides long. Lineage: Eukaryota; Metazoa; Arthropoda; Insecta; Diptera; Chironomidae. The record is from the annotation of a GenBank genome assembly.